This is a messenger RNA of Cuscuta europaea, 1246 nucleotides long. The record is from the annotation of a GenBank genome assembly. Lineage: Eukaryota; Viridiplantae; Streptophyta; Magnoliopsida; Solanales; Convolvulaceae.
UAGCGGAAUGGUGUUUUUAUUCGGAUUGUUUUUAGUUUCAUAUCAAACCAGAUCAAACCCGACCAGACUGAAUCUCGCUAGAUCAGACUUGAACACUCAUAAAAUAUAAAGAGACUAUACAACUAUCAAACCAGACCAAGUCAGACCAGAAAAUUCUAAUUCAAUUACAAAUAGAGGUGAAAAUAGAGGGAUCAAGAGGGCAUAAGAGUCUUUACGAGCAAUGGUCAGCGAAUGAAGGCAUUGACGAAUAAUGACGGGCUUGUUAGGGUUCUACCUCAAAAGUCAGAUCACUUGGAAUCGGAAGAGGUGAAAAAAUUGGGAGAGGUGAAAAGAAACCGGGUGGAGAAGAGCGAGAGAUAGAAAAAGAGAGGGAGAUCCAAAUGGGAAAACCUCCACAGUUCGCAGUAGAAGGAACACUCUUCUUUGCUAGCAUCUUCCUCCUCUCUCAAGCUUCAUCAAUUCCGAUUGUUUCUGUGCCCCAACCCGCUCUCUCUUCCUUCAAGAUCAACUCCACCACUCAAACCUACUUGAAUGGCGGUGGCUGUACUUUCUCAGUGUCAAUAAGAACAAGUUGCUCUUCCCCUUACCUAACAGAAGACCAAAUCAGCCUUUCCUUUGGUGACGCUUAUGGCAAUCAGGUAUAUGCACCUAGGCUUGAUGACCCGUCUUCCCGGACAUUUGAGAGGUGCUCGUCGGAUACGUACCAGAUAAAUGGUCCGUGUACGUAUGACAUAUGCUAUUUGUACGUGUACCGGAGCGGAUAUGAUGGGUGGAUACCAUAUGACAUUACAGUCUCCGGGUAUUACACCCGGCCAGUGACUUUCCGCUAUAACGUCCCUAUACCCUCAAACAUCUGGUAUGGUUUUGACUAUUGUUCUGGUGGUGGACGUAGCGGUGGUGGUACUACCAUUAAGGCCGACUGGGGUUGGAGCUUACUGUCCAUUUUUAUGACGCUCUGGUACACCAUCAUGGGCCAAGUUCAGCACUGGUUAGCUUGAUUCAGUUGAUUGUAUUUGUGUACUCUUAUACAACAGGGCCAUCCUAUUACGACUUAUGUGUAGUGUGUAUUCUAACAAUCCGAGGCUGAAGACAUCCUUUCUUUUCAUGAAGUAUUCUUAUUAUUGCUGUUGCUAAUCAUUGUAUACUUUCCGCUUUCUUUUUUCAAUGCAACGCUUUGACUUUCGUGUGCUUGACAUACCAUACCUUGACCACUUUGUAGUAAUAUAUGGAAAACAAAUCAUUGUAA